Messenger RNA from Musca domestica (house fly), 1251 nucleotides. Its product is annotated as protein FAM50 homolog. Bases 119 to 1207 code for a protein of 362 amino acids. The transcript has a single exon. Lineage: Eukaryota; Metazoa; Arthropoda; Insecta; Diptera; Muscidae. Gene Ontology annotation, biological process: chromatin organization. The record is from RefSeq and is a predicted model, not a curated record. Gene Ontology annotation, cellular component: nucleus.
GGCUAUUGUGAAUGGUCACUCAAUAAACAAAUUUCCAAUUGACUAGCGGAAUUACAUUUUCUAGAAAAAUAGCGACGUUUUUUUCCAAAUCACCGAUUCAUAUUUCAUCUAAACCAGAAUGGCCCACUACAAAGGAGCUGCCAGUGAAGCUGGGCGUGCUGCCCAGCUCAUGAAAAAACGUGAAAUACAACAACAAGAAAUUGAAUUUCGCAAAAAGAAAAUCGAAGAGGAACUGAAGCUGGACAAGAUUGAAAAUAAAUUCGCGACCCAUUACGAUGCAGUGGAACAACAGCUCAAAACAUCGACCAUUGGUUUGGUCACCCUGGAUGAGAUGAAAGCCAAACAGGAAGACAUAGUCAGGGAACGUGAAAAGAAACUGGCCCAGAAAAUCGACGAAAAGGAAAGAGAAAAACAACGGGCUCUGGAGGCAAUACAGGCUGAAAAGAACAAACAGAAGAAGCAAAUCAAAACACUGUCAUUUAGUUUUAACGACGACGAAGAAGAGGAGGAUGACGACGGCUCAGACGAAGAUAAAAAUGAUGUGGCGCAGGAAGAAGAAAAAACGGAAAAAUCCAAGGUGGAGAAAAAGAAGUGGACCGACAUAAAACCGGAAGACAUACAGACUGUGCCCAAGAAAAGAAUAUGUAAAAAUCCGGAUGUAGAUACUAGCUUCCUGCCCGAUCGUGAUCGUGAGGAGGAGGAAAAUCGCCUCCGAGAACAGUUGCGCCAGGAAUGGGUAAUGCAACAGGCAGCACUGAAAGACCAAGAAAUAACAAUUACCUUCAGUUACUGGGAUGGAUCCGGCCAUCGACGCAGUGUUGUCAUGAAAAAGGGCAAUUCCAUCUAUCAAUUCCUGCAAAAAUGUCUGGAAGUUUUGCGCAAGGAAUUCAAUGAAUUGAAAACGGUUAUGGCCGAUCAAUUAAUGUAUGUCAAGGAGGAUUUAAUACUGCCACAUCAUUAUACAUUCUAUGAUUUUAUUGUGACCAAGGCCAGAGGUAAAUCGGGGCCGCUAUUUCAAUUUGACGUACAUGACGAUGUGCGUCUCAUAAGUGAUGCCUCGGUGGAAAAGGAAGAAUCACAUGCCGGUAAAGUGCUGCUGCGCCAGUGGUACGAAAGAAAUAAACAUAUUUUCCCCGCCAGUCGUUGGGAGCCGUACGACCCCACCAAAUCUUAUGAUAAAUAUACGAUUAAGGAUAAGAAGAAGUAAAUGAAUGUGAAUAAUGAUAGAGAAAUAUAUCUAUGUGGUACAAA